Molecule: messenger RNA, 10377 nt
Organism: Manduca sexta (tobacco hornworm)
Lineage: Eukaryota; Metazoa; Arthropoda; Insecta; Lepidoptera; Sphingidae
Gene: ftz-f1
Product: nuclear hormone receptor FTZ-F1
Exons: 8
Coding region: 395-2122 (575 amino acids)
Biological process (GO): tissue development; hormone-mediated signaling pathway; regulation of transcription by RNA polymerase II
Cellular component (GO): RNA polymerase II transcription regulator complex
Molecular function (GO): zinc ion binding; nuclear receptor activity; RNA polymerase II cis-regulatory region sequence-specific DNA binding
Source: RefSeq, a predicted model, not a curated record
GGUGUCGUUGCCGGCCGGCCGCCAGUCGAUCGUGGUAUGUCUACGGAGCGGUACGCGCGCUGCCGCCCCUCGUUGACACUCAUUACUUGACGCGAUCGUAACAUACCGCGCGCACUCAACACUCGCAACGGACGGUUCUCUGUGGUUGGUGGUCGUAACUAUCGACGGUGUCUGACAUCGGCGCUUUAUGCCCGUAUGAUUUUCACAACUUAAUCAUAGAACAAAAUGUGCUGGAUUUACGUGCCUCCUACAAUAGUGCUUGAACAGGUGCAGCUCGCGAGCGGCAGCUAGUGUUGCGGUGAGACCGCUAGUGAACUCGGUGACUGUGUGAACGUUGGGGCGGUCAGUAACCGCUAGGGAUUUAUAAUAAAUUUGCCGCUCGGUGCGGCCGAGCAUGACGAUGGACCAGCAGACAAACCUCAUGUCCCUCAACAUGUCCCCGUUCGAUCUGAGUCCCGGUCCCGAAGGAUCGGGAUCGGGCGGAGGUCCCUCUGGAGCCUCGCAACAAUACGUGCCACAAGGCGCCGCGUAUCAAUGUCCACCCGAACAGCAAUCCUUUGGCUAUGCCAACCUGGACGCCUCAUAUUUAUUUCCAACAGGCCCUGGUGGUGAGGCCGGAGCCUAUCUGCCCGCAGCCGGUGCCGUGUGCGACCAGACUGACACCAAGGACGUGAUCGAGGAACUGUGUCCUGUUUGCGGAGACAAAGUCAGCGGCUACCACUACGGCCUGCUCACAUGCGAAUCAUGCAAAGGUUUCUUCAAGAGAACCGUUCAAAACAAGAAAGUUUACACGUGUGUAGCUGAGAGAGCCUGCCACAUAGAUAAAACACAAAGGAAGCGAUGUCCCUUUUGCCGAUUCCAAAAGUGCCUCGAUGUCGGCAUGAAGCUUGAAGCCGUACGAGCCGACCGCAUGCGUGGAGGCCGGAAUAAGUUUGGUCCCAUGUAUAAACGCGACCGCGCUCGCAAACUUCAAAUGAUGCGACAAAGACAAAUAGCAGUGCAAACGCUACGCGGCUCUCUCGGUGAUGGUGGUCUCGUGCUCGGUUUCGGCUCACCUUACGCAGCCGUGCCCGUGAAGCAAGAAAUCCAGAUCCCGCAGGUGUCGUCGCUAACGUCGUCGCCGGAGUCAUCACCGGGCCCGGCGCUGCUGGGCACGCAGCCGCAGCCGCCGCAGCCACCGCCGCCGCCUGCGCACGACAAGUGGGAGGCGCACUCGCCGCAUUCGCCGGACGCGUUUGCGUUCGACGCGCCAACCAACGCAGCAGCUACGCCAUCCAGCACCGCUGAACCCACAAGCACGGAAACCCUUCGAGUUUCACCUAUGAUCCGCGAAUUUGUUCAAACUAUCGACGAUCGCGAGUGGCAAAAUUCGCUGUUCGGACUCUUACAGAGCCAAACCUACAAUCAAUGUGAGGUGGAUCUCUUCGAAUUAAUGUGCAAAGUGCUGGACCAAAACUUGUUCUCUCAAGUGGACUGGGCAAGAAAUACAGUGUUCUUUAAGUAUCUAAAGGUUGACGAUCAGAUGAAACUCCUGCAGCACUCGUGGUCCGACAUGUUGGUGUUAGAUCAUCUGCAUCAGCGGAUGCACAACGGUCUGCCGGAUGAAACGACGCUCCAUAACGGACAAAAGUUCGACCUGCUUUGUUUAGGCCUCUUGGGCGUACCGGCUCUGGCGGACCACUUCAACGAGCUUCAGAACAAACUGGCCGAGUUGAAGUUUGACGUUCCAGAUUAUAUCUGUGUUAAAUUUUUGCUUCUCCUAAAUCCUGAGGUGAGAGGCAUCGUAAAUGUGAAGUGCGUACGAGACGGUUACCAAACAGUGCAGGCUGCGCUUCUAGACUACACUCUAACCUGUUAUCCUACAGUUCAGGACAAAUUCGGUAAACUGGUGAUGGUGGUGCCAGAGAUCCACGCGCUGGCGGCGCGGGGGGAGGAGCACCUGUACCAGCGGCACUGCGCCGGCCAGGCGCCCACGCAGACCCUCCUAAUGGAGAUGCUACACGCUAAACGCAAGCCAAACGGAGGCGAAAUGGUUAACCGGAGUGCCGAGCACACGUCAACUCUAGACAGAUUGUGCGGUUUCCUGCCAAGUGACACGAUUGAGCCGCAUUCUCCAAUAUAGAAUCUUGAAAACCCAGUGAAGAAUAAAGAGAACACUGCAUACGCGCCAAGCGCUCCCGACAUCACGUCAGUUAGAAUAUUAUAUUUAAAUAAAACUUAUUAAUUAGUUUUAGUUUAUAACUUGGUGUGUGAUUAAAUAUAAUAAGUUAUUGCGCCGAGUGCCGGCCGGCGGUGCCGCGCGUGCCUAGUCCGAAUACAGAUAAAACAAAUAUUUAUCUAUCUAAUUUCUGUAAAGUAAUGUUAUACAAAUAUUGUACACCAGUCUUGAGUAGCUACGAUUAACUUAUUUAGCAUUCUCAUCACGUUAUUCAAAAUUGAGUGUGGUAUCUACUUUUUAAACUAGGUUUUCUGUAUCUCCGGUACGUGGGUGAAGAAGAAUUACAAUACAUAUUUUAAGAAAGCGUCUGUGAUUAUAAUAAAUGGAGAAAUUCGAUGAAAACCGUUAGAUUCAUUACGUAUAGUAUAAAAUGAUUGCUAGUUUUUGUUUUGUCUAGCAGCAUGUUAAGUUCGACGUGUCACGUGGCAGGCCGCAGACUGGGCGCCUGCCCGCUCUUAAUUUCGGCGUUACUUACUAUACAUACGAUAUACUGUUUAUGUUGUUUUUAAGAGUUUGGAGCACCUACGCGGUACGUGUAAUGUUUAACCAGUCUUCACAGAUAUACGAGUUGUGUUCUGUAAAUUACAUGUAUUUGCAACGUAAAGUGUAAAAAGUAUGCGUGUGUAAUGCGUAUCUAAUGCAAUAAGUUUGUUAACUAGUGUGUGCGGCAACUUGCAAUUGGCGCAGUUUCUAUAUUUGGCUUGAUUGAGAUGUUUAAAAUUUUUAUCAAAUGUUGUCAUUUGAAAAAUAAAAUUGUUUAAAUAUAUUAUAAUAGUAAGGACAAAAUAUAAAUCAUGUUUAAAAAUCACAGUUAUUCACUAUAGAUAUUUAACUGAGUGUUGUUGUAAGAAAAUAUUCGAUUAUUAUUAUUGGCCAUACCAGUACAAAAUCAAAUGAUCCUUGUAUAUAACAUAGCACAUUUACAGUGAUUUAUUCUACUUAAAUUGUAAUUAUGUAAAAUAUUUCUCAACAUACGUGCAAGAAGCCUUAAAAAUCAUAGAUUUUUAAAAAAUAUGGGUACUAGCGUCUACCGGCUAAUGGCCGAGGGAGAUGAUGUAUUUUUAUAUAAAACAUAUUGUUCUUUAUUAACAUAUAUAAUAUGUUAACUGAAAGUACAUAAUUUCGUAUUUUUCUAACAAUUAAAUAUAAUAGUGUUCGUGAGCAUGUGUAAUAAUCUACUUAAAAAGUGGAAUUUAUUAUACAUAAUAAAUAUGAAAUUAAUCUAAAAUUAUCAUUCGUGUGUAGAGUUCUAUAAAAUGACGUUACAAAUUUGAUUUGAAAACGUUUUAUUUUUGUAAUGUUUUGGCGUAAAUUGUUUGUGGUCAACAAAGCCCAUUUCAUAAACGGUAGCCAAGCAUGCGCCAGCACUCGCAUUACGUACAUUGAGACCGAAGUCAGAACAUGGCCAGGCACCAGUGUUGUGGAAUGGGCGCUCCAAGUACAUUAUUUGUGACGAUUAAUCUUAGUUGAUUGAAAAAUGUGAUUGACAGUAGGUAUGUGUUUUCAAGUGAAUGUUAUAUUUUAUUACUAUAUAAAUAUUUUUAUCAUGUCGUAGCACCAAGUGCGAAUGUAUCGAUAGUAGGCUGCAUCAACGAGUAGUAAGUAUAGUAAUGACGAGGUGAUGAGUUAUAAAUUGUGUUUAGCUUAGUGAUUCUCACAUAAGGUCUACGUGUACAAAAUUAUGGCACCGCGUUUAUUCUAUAAUACCGUCCAAUCAACCGAGUAAUUUUAUUGUCAUGACAUAAUGUUUUAGGGAUUCGAUUAAUCUUUGUUGCAAUUGUAAAUUGAUCGGACACGCCGUACGAGGUAAUGCUAGCUUGAUAGAGUGAGGUUAACUACUAAGUUAUAUCAAAUUCACGAAAUAGGCGACAAUAGAACGGAAUGUAAUUACCUGGUCUAAUGAAAUAAUAGUUACAUAUUAUAGUAGCGAUCAACUUAAACGAAGUUCCUUAAAAUGUUGUUGUGGUACAAUUUUUAAAAUAUACAAAUGUAUGCGGAUUCGUUUAAAUCAUAGAAAUUGAGCAAUUUUAUAAAAUUUUACUUAAAUAAGUAUUGACGAGUUUACUGAAUUACUUUGCAAAUGUUUUGUAUGUAAUUAUUAUUUACAUGUUAUAUAAAGGACGACGAUUCAGCACAACUCUGCAUAUGUAGAUACAGUUUUAACAGUUAGAAACCCCAAUCGUGUAUGUCUUGCUUGUCAAUUUUAUAUUGUCGAAAUAGUAAUACCAAUUAUAUCUGAAUAAAGUGACGACUUAGUAAGAUUUUUUGUAAAUUAAGAAUAUGUCCAUCGAUAUAAUAGAUAUUUAUUAAAUUUUUAUAAAUCCGAUUAAUCGAUUAGUGUAAAGGGACUUUGAAGUUUGGUUAUUAAUAACUUUCUUAAUUCACAGGAAUCUGUACUAACGUAACGAUCGAUCACGGCACAUUUACUACUAAGUUGAUGUUGCUGAUUACACUACAAAUUUAAACGCUUUAUCUGGGCAAAGCUCAUCUGUGAUGGUAUGACAUAGUUAGGCUGUGUGGAUCGUAUAUUUUCUCUAUUUUAAGGCACAUUUUUAGACUGUGAACACACCCUAAUAAAAUACCACUAUCUUAAUACUACGCUACUGUUACAAAGUUUUCUUCUACUUAAUGUGCCGCGGGUAUUUAUAUAAAAUCAGUCUUUCCUAACGGAAGAAACAAUUUAAUAUCACAAUUACUAUCGAUAUAAUUUAUUGACUUGACAAACACGAACUUAUACUUGGCAUCGCUAAGCAACAGUUUUAUUUAAUACAGUAUUAUUUAUAUGCUAAUAUCACAUUUAUCACACUAUAAUUCGUAUAUGAAAAUAAAUAUUUGCAUUGCAUUAACUUAUGUGAUAGCAAUACGGAUGUUAUGGUUUUACCCAAAAUAUCAGACCGAUUGACAGUACUUGUUUAUAACUGCAAGAAAACGCAAAUAGAUUUUCGAUGAUUUCAUAUUAUGUACUACAAAUUCACUUGACUCGCUCGACCAAUCGACCGCUCUGCCCCUCUAAACCAAUCGGCACAGAGUAACUAGCACGAAUUUUUGUAUUAUAGUAUAUUACGUGAGUUAUGGUUUCGUUUAAGUAAUUUUUUGUACGGAAAUGUAUUUUGUACGGCACCCCGGUGAGCGUAUUUGCAACUAAAAUACGACAGCGUGAACAUUGAUCGCGUCUAAACUUGGAAUAGUAAAUCGUGUAACCAAGGUAGUAGUAAACUCAUAACCUAUGGGAACACUCAGUACGAAUCUCUUUGCCAAAAGACUAUAAAAAUACUUAAACGUUAACUUACUCGAUACUUGGAGCAAUUCGUGCUCAGACGCUGUCACCACGCGGCACCAAUUAGAUUUUACUGCGACAUCGAUAAUCUAUAAGCGCAAGACUAUUCGCUAUUCUAUCACGGUGUGAGAUACAUACAGUCUGUCUUCGUUGAAGUCUAGUUCGGUGCUCUGUGCUAUGCAGUAUGCUGUAGGCGAUAUGGGGGAUCAAGACUUUCAAUAUAAUGCUUUACAAAUAUGUUGAUGGUUCUCAAUGGUUUUGCUUCCAAAAUUGAAGUCUCGGCUAUAGAGGCCACACAGUAUCUAGCAACUACCAGUACAAUUUUAUUUUUAUACAUUACUACGAAAGCGCCAGACAGGUUCAAAUUAAAAAAAAAAUGUUACUCAAUGGAAAGUUCUAUAAUCAGUAGGUAGUUAGUAAACAAUUAUAAAUUACAUUUAUAGGUUUUUAUAAACCUUGUCACAAAGAAUAAUCCUUAAUUUGAUACUUUAAAUACAUUCAUAUUUUAUAUACUUACCUCAUUUUUUAUAAUAAAUAAAUAUUAACCUUUAAAAGUUAUAGAAUCUUAUGAGUUUUCGUUAUUUAUGACGUAACCUAAGCAAUUUUUUGAUUACAUAUGUUAAAAAUAUAUAUUUGUUUCAAAUCGUAAACUUCAAAUAUUUCUAUCAUUUUUUAAAUGACCCUGAAUCGCCUAUGACUACUGUAUGGUAUAAAAAUGAUUGGUAUUUACGCGAGUCUUUUAGUUUAGCGAUACAUUUACAAACUGCUGAUAAAAAAUAGUACGAACAUGUCUAAGAAUUAGUCAAGUAAUUACUACCGCAACAUAUCUAAGAACUAUUUUGAAAAAAUAAGUCAUAAAUUUAUUCAUCACGUGGGUAACUCGCGCACUUCUGACAUAAUUAUCAGCUGAAAAUUCUUGUUGUUAUAAGCAACACCAGAAAUAUUCACAGUAUUUAUUUUCCUAUAUUUUUGGUACUGGGAAAUAACCUGAGUUCAACGUAUACCUUAUUUACGCAUGUAACGUAAUUUAAGAGCUCGGAUGUGUACUGCACCAUCAGCUUAAACGACAUAUAUUGUGAUAUAUGAUAUUUUAUACCACGGUCGAGCAAUAUCACUGUUUAACAAUCUGCGUAGGAUUAAAAUGACUCAGAAUAUUUAUUAUUAAAUAGUUAGAUUUUCAUGUACGUCUAAUUCGAUUAAACUCAAUGCGUAUAUAUAUAUAAUUAUUCUUGCAUUCAUUUCAAUUUAGUAAUAGAAUACUAAAAAUAAUGGCUUUUCAGCACCUGUUAUUGUUUUCGUUAAUUAAAGUUUUUUUACCUUUCAAUAUUUAUAACAACCCCUUGAUGUGAAUACGUACACUGGUAUCAGUAUUUCCCGACUAUAAAACACGUUGUUUACUAUGUGAUUGUUAAAUUAUGGUACCAUUGCUCGUUUGCAAGAUAUAUUUGGGUUACUUAUGUUUUGGGUAAAUCUGUACUUGAGUGUGAGAGAGAACGAUAUCUUUUACGCCUAAUAUGCUUAUAUAUUUUAGAUACAUACAAUGGUGAAUAACUUGCAGGUGUGACUUUUGUAUUUAUUAGGUAACACAAGUAGAGCGUUAUAAUAUUAUCUACUUUACUUUCAUAAACAAAACGCUUGUAGUCACAGUUCAUUGUUCAUAAUAAUUUAUUUAUAUUUAUGUAAGUAUAUAAUUUACUUUGAUGUCUAUGUCAACUGAGGGAUCAUUUUCCAAUCAUCAGAUAAAAUAUAUUCAUAGGUUAAGUACAACACAAAGGAAUUAAAAAAUGAAAGUUGUAUUAUAAAAUUGUUAAUUUGUCUCGCGUUGUAUACAGUGCAGUUAUAUUUUAUUCGAUGGAUAAGUUUUAUAUGACGAUUGAAAAAUUGGCCCUAAGUAAGGUAACGUUUAGCAAGUAUAUCUAUAUUUUCAAUCAUUAUGACACAUUAGAAAGUCAGUGAAUAUGAACAACCAUUACUUAUGCAAUUUAAGUAUCUUUAUUAUAGACCUUAAUAAUACGACGUACAAUCGCAAUGGCUUGUGAUCGUAAAAGCAAUAGAUACAGCAAUUAAUUUGUCCCGUAUUUUAAAAUUUAAUACCUGCUUAGCUUGCUAAGUUUACCAAUUAGCUUAAAUUCGUUAUUUAGUGUCUUUUCAUAAGUCUUUAUAUUAUCUCGACUACUGUAAUCACUGUUACUUUGUAUUUAGCAUUAUAAUUUGCAAUCCUUCAGCAGGGGUUUUGCAAAAUUCGCAACAUGCAUUUCAUGAACUAAUAUAAUAUUUACCAGUUUUAUAAAUCCUUAUUUGGUUAAAUAUGAACUCAUUUAAUUUGGAAAGGGCACAAAGUCCAUCCCGUAACUGCUUACGAUGUAGUUUCGUGUGGGUGUGGUAUACAUCAUGUACAUUUGUCGCGGUCGAUAUUACACCGUAAUUUAGACAAUUAUUUAAUUAUAUUAUUCAAUUUAAGGUGCCAGUGUUCAUAAUUAUUAAUUUCAGUUAGUCGAAUAAAUUGCUUUCAUAAUCUUAAUCAUUUGCUUCGUUUUCCAUGAAUCAACUAUACCUUUCAUUUUAAUCUUUUAUUCAAUAUAUAAAAUUUAAACCUACUAUUUACUUUUAAGAGUAGAUUGUAAUGUACAUGAUAAAGUUGUAUGUUAGGGCUUAUGUAAGGAAUUUCUAUAUUUAUGAAUUAAAACGAUAAGUAUUUUUAAAUGUAAGACACAUCAUGAGUGUUCUAUGUAAAUGUACAUUUUCAGUUCAAUUAGGUUAAGUGUUAGGUAGUUUUACGAACUGCGCCGAGUCGAGCGAUGCCUUCGUGUUGCCGUGUCGCACUUGCGACUCGGAGCAUAUUGUCCUGCCGUUCGGGCACUGUUACUUCGCUCAGAUUCGCUCGCAGUGCAACGUAAAUACAUCGCCGUCGUAACAUGUCAUGGCAGUUACAGAGGGCCAUAUUUCAGACGCGGAUAAGCACGUAUUUCGACACUCUUAUAAUAGCGCUACGCUUGCAUGGGUGAGGGGCGGGGUGCCUAGAUGAGUCGAUGCAUUGUUCGCGUUUCGCGUUUAAAUGUUACCCGUUGUCAUAGGUAGGAAAUUGAGGAUUAAAAUGAUAUUUUAUAAAGCCAAUUUUAAAAACUUUUAAUAAUUAUCUGUUAUGCAAAUCUUUUAUAUACUCCACAGCAAUCGUAAUAAAUGUAUAUACUUAAAUCGAAUAUGAUAUGCGCCAAAUUAGCCCAUGCCUGUUUAUAAAAAUAUCACAAUAUUUCUCAUUGAGUAUCUUUACAUGUUUGUCGCUUAUUUAAGACAAAGGGCUACAGUCGCUACAUGCAUGAAUUUGCACAGUGUGUGUGAUCAUGGGGGCGUGCAAAAACGAGCUUGUCGUGUCACCAUUAGUUCAGGUCUGUAAACGCUGCAAGGGACGUGAGCUCGCUUCUGGUAAACUAUUCUUCUAUCCCAGUAUGGCUGGCUGCUGACAGUUGCCCGUGCCCGCGUGAUCCAUGCUCAUAGCUCACCUGGUCGCACGGUCGCGGCCACCGGGGUGAAAGAGUACGUACGCGUCGCACACAUUCCAAAAUAACACUAAAAGUAACGCUAUGUGACGCGCGUCGACGAAAGCGUUGCAAUUUGUAAGUUUUAACCACUUUGUUGUUCAUUAACGAUAAGUUAGGUUUAAUCUCUGUCGAUGUUGUUAAAUUUAGUCUGUGUAUAGUAUUCUUUUGGUUAAGUUUAUGUGAGGCGUGAAUUUGAGCGAAUCGACAGGCCUAAGCCUGAUGGGUUCACACUAGCUGGUAAUCAAUAAGUAACCGAGCGAUAAUUUCCGUUGCAUCUAACUUUAUUUCGCGAGCUGUGUUAAUUUUCUUUUAAUUGUCAAUUGUACAUAUAGGUAAGAAGACGAUAAACAGAGUUUUCAUUCAGUCUUAAAUGGUUGUUGUUGAAUAUUAAAUGAUGGGGCUGGCAAAUACCAAUGCAAUUUAGCAUUUGAUGUUGAUAAUUUGAAUAAAGCUUUUGUCUGAUAUGGUAAAUGUAUGGCUAAUUAGUUCUUACUAUUUCGUAAACAGUGAUAAGGUGAAGACCCUGAACUCGGCUAUUUUUGUAGCUGUUUUAAAUUACUGUAUCAACGUUCAGACACAUAAUUUAUUUACAAGUAAAAUUAAGGCAGUCCACACAAACCCAUCUCCGAUACGUGUCUAAUUUGGGGUUCCAUACUCCUUAAUAUACACACCGCGCGCGGAACACAUCCCUCGCAUCUCUCGGUUUAGUAUAUUUUUUGUAAUAUAAUAAGAGUAAAAUACACCUUAAGUUCAGCCACAAAGGCUUGUGAGGUUGCUACCGUUAAAACUGAACGCGAUACAUUUUAACAUCAUUAUUUUUAAAUAAAUACGCUACAUCACUGUUCACAUCACUAAUUUAAUAUGUGAAACAAACACAUUUUUAUGAUUUUAAUUAUUAUAAAUUUUACAAUAUAAUAUUAUCAAUGAAUAAAAAAAAAUCGUUAGAUUGAUUAUCUUUACACGAUAUAUUUUAGACAUCAGUUUAAACGGAGCAACUGACGUUAUCAACCACAGCCACAUUUGUACCAUGUCAUUACCUCACAUUACGUCUUUUAUACAUAAUAAAUAAUAGUUAUUGUUCUAAAUCUUUAAACUUAUUAUUAUUGUAUUGUUUAGAGGUGUCAUUAAGUUUAAAUUUGUAAACACGAUGGUCUAUUUUUAGAUUACAAACACAGAUACAUGUAUGACGGUGUAAGGUCGCAAGUACACCGUCGAUGUAUUUAUUUUCUUGGUGAUCAAUGAAUAUUGUGAGACGCACGUACACGCCGGCGAGCGGCGGUGAGAGCGCAUGCUCGCUCCGUCGCCCGUUAUUGUAGAAAUAAAUGAUAUUUUCGUUUAAAUAA